UUUCUUGUCUAGUAAAUGGCAAUAAUUAAAAUUGAAUAUGCAUUUCAAAAGUUUAUGCUUUACAAAAAGGUGAUGUUAUUGAUAUGCAGGGAUCAUUCAAAUUUUGUCAGUUGUGUACAGUUUUGUACAGAUGGUAGCAAGUUCGUUACGGUAAGCUCUGAUAAGAAGGGUAUAAUAUAUGAUGCGAAAACUGGAGAGAAAAUUGGAGAGCUGUCCUUAGAGGAUGGUCAUAAAGGCAGCAUUUACGCUGUUAGCUGGAGCCCUGAUGGUAAACAGGUUUUGAUGCGUUAUAUUAGGACACUUAGCACCUGUAGUUUGGAUACUCUGAAGGACUUCAAUUAUGAAACGGUUGAACCGAGUACAUAAAUGGUCUUAGGGGAGAGUUGAGCAGAAUACUCACAUUAGCACAACAAGACAUUUCUGUAGUUGACAGGGAGAGUUGAAGAGAAAAGGAGAUGGUU
Camellia sinensis is the source of this 461-nucleotide messenger RNA. Lineage: Eukaryota; Viridiplantae; Streptophyta; Magnoliopsida; Ericales; Theaceae. The record is from RefSeq and is a predicted model, not a curated record.